AUGGGGAAGAUACGCAGCGGAGAUAAGAGUACAUUUGAUACAGCUAUGGAGGCAGGGAUGGCGUAUGAUGCAGCAGCCAUAGAGUUUCGAGGUGUUAAGGCGAAAACAAACUUCCUAAUUCCUGUUGAUUUGACUCGAAGUCCUAGUGAGGUGAGUAUUGUUGAAUCAUCUACCGCAAUGACUAAGUUGAAGAAGGUGGAGGUUCCUGAGGAACUGACUCAAAAUAAUCUUGCUGCUCGUGAUGGUGCUGGCGGUCUUGAUCGUGGUGAAAUGUUUCAUACUAAUGGAUUCGGAUCCGUAAUCAUGGGUUCCGAUGCAGGAGAUCUCAGUGAGUCAGAUUCUUCAUCAGUGGUUGAUUUUAUGG
Molecule: messenger RNA, 364 nt
Organism: Capsicum annuum
Lineage: Eukaryota; Viridiplantae; Streptophyta; Magnoliopsida; Solanales; Solanaceae
Product: ethylene-responsive transcription factor 8-like
Exons: 2
Biological process (GO): regulation of DNA-templated transcription
Molecular function (GO): DNA binding; DNA-binding transcription factor activity
Source: RefSeq, a predicted model, not a curated record